GAUCUCGUGAGAAGCGCAGCUUCUCGGGGAAGCUGUCAUGGCUGCUCCUGUACGUAGCCACAGCCUUGUGCUCUAAGGUGAGUGGAGGACGAGCUUGGGCUUAGCGGCUGCCCGUAUCACAUCCUAGACUUUUUUACUUCGAGGAGAAGAGUCUCACGAGUUGUCUUGGAAGAAAACCACAGCACGUGUUCUUUUUCACUAGUAGAAGUGACGUUGGUUUCAUAUUGACAACUUUGAAGCCAUUUGGAAGUGUUUCAGUGGAGAGCAAAAUGAAUAACAAAGCGGGCUCCUUUUUCUGGAACCUUAGACAAUUCAGUACAUUAGUUUCAACAAGCAGAACUAUGAGGCUAUGUUGUUUGGGACUUUGCAAACCAAAAAUAGUUCAUUCAAACUGGAACAUUUUAAAUAACUUUCAUAACAGAAUGCAAUCAACUGAUAUCAUUAGAUAUCUCUUUCAGGAUGCAUUCAUUUUUAAAUCAGAUGUUGGCUUUCAAACAAAGGGCAUAAGCACUCUAACAGCCCUUAGAAUUGAAAGACUACUUUAUGCUAAAAGACUGUUUUUUGACUCAAAGCAGUCUCUUGUCCCUGUUGAUAAAUCUGAUGAUGAAUUGAAGAAAGUAAACCUUAAUCAUGAAGUCUCCAAUGAAGAUGUUCUUACCAAGGAAACAAAACCAAACCGUAUCAGCAGUAGAAAACUGUCUGAGGAAUGUAAUUCCCUGAGUGAUGUGUUAGAUGCAUUUUCAAAAGCGCCAACAUUUCCUAGUAGCAACUAUUUCACAGCAAUGUGGACAAUUGCCAAAAGACUGUCUGAUGACCAGAAGCGCUUUGAAAAACGACUGAUGUUUAGCCACCCUGCAUUUAAUCAGCUCUGUGAACAUAUGAUGAGAGAAGCCAAGAUCAUGCAGUAUAAGUACCUACUGUUCAGUCUUCACGCCAUAGUGAAGCUUGGAAUCCCUCAGAACACUAUUUUGGUGCAGACUUUGCUGAGGGUGACCCAGGAACGUAUCAAUGAGUGUGAUGAGAUAUGCCUUUCAGUUUUGUCAACUGUUUUAGAGGCAAUGGAACCAUGCAAGAAUGUUCAUGUUCUACGAACGGGAUUCAGAAUACUAGUUGAUCAGCAAGUUUGGAAAAUAGAAGAUGUCUUCACAUUACAAGUUGUGAUGAAGUAUAUUGGAAAAGAUGCACCGAUUGCUCUUAAGAGGAAACUGGAGAUGAAAGCCUUGAGGGAAUUAGACAGAUUUUCUGUUUUGAAUAGCCAGCACAUGUUUGAAGUACUAGCUGCCAUGAAUCACCGAUCUCUUAUACUCCUGGAUGAAUGCAGUAAGGUGGUCCUAGAUAAUAUCCAUGGGUGUCCUUUAAGAAUAAUGAUCAACAUAUUGCAGUCCUGCAAAGACCUCCAAUACCAUAAUUUGGAUCUCUUCAAGGGACUUGCAGAUUAUGUGGCUGCAACUUUCGACAUCUGGAAGUUCAGAAAAGUUCUUUUUAUCCUCAUUUUAUUUGAAAACCUUGGCUUUCGACCUGUUGGUUUAAUGGACCUGUUUAUGAAGAGAAUAGUAGAGGAUCCUGAAUCCCUAAACAUGAAAAACAUUCUAUCUAUUCUUCAUACUUACUCUUCUCUCAAUCAUGUCUACAAAUGCCAGAACAAAGAACAGUUCGUGGAAGUUAUGGCUAGUGCUCUGACUGGUUAUCUUCACACUAUUUCUUCUGAAAACUUAUUGGAUGCAGUAUAUUCAUUUUGCUUGAUGAAUUACUUUCCCCUGGCUCCUUUUAAUCAGCUUCUGCAAAAAGACAUCAUCAGUGAGCUGCUGACAUCAGAUGACAUGAAGAAUGCUUACAAGCUGCAUACUUUGGAUACUUGUCUAAAACUUGAUGAUACUGUCUUUCUGAAGGACAUAGCCUUGUCACUCCCACAGCUGCCGCGGGAGCUGCCAUCGUCACAUACAAAUGCAAAGGUGGCAGAGGUGCUGAGCAGGCUUCUGGGAGGUGAAGGACACUUCUCAAAGGAUGUGCAUUUGCCACACAAUUAUCAUAUUGAUUUUGAAAUCAGAAUGGACACUAACAGGAAUCAAGUGCUACCACUUUCUGAUGUGGAUACAACUUCUGCUACAGAUAUUCAAAGAGUAGCUGUGCUAUGUGUUUCCAGAUCUGCUUAUUGUUUGGGUUCAAGCCACCCCAGAGGAUUCCUUGCUAUGAAAAUGCGGCAUUUGAAUGCAAUGGGUUUUCAUGUGAUCUUGUGUUUUCUGGCUCAUCCGUGUCAUGGCAUGUGGCAGUAUUUCUUUCGCCCGGGCACUUUGGGAGGCUAAGAUGGAGAGGCCGAGAGUUGAAGACCAGCCUGGGUAACAUUGCAAGACCCCCAUCUCUACAAGAAAAUUAAAAAGGCUUGAGCCCGGGAGAUUGAGCCUGCAGUGAGCCAUGAUCAUGCCCCUGCACUCCAGCCUGGGGAAAGAAUGAUACCCUGUCUCAAAGAAAAAAAAAAAGAAUUUCCUUCCUUUUAAAAAGAUGGAAUUAUAUUCUAUUGUAUGUAUAUACCACAUUUUGUUUAUCUGCAGAUGGGCCCUUGGAUUGUUUCUACCUUUUGUAUCUGUGUGUGUGUGUGUGUGUGUGUGUGUGUGUGUGUGUGUGUGUCUUUCUAGAAAUUUGUUAUUCUCCUGAGUGUUAAACUGUUUUAAAUGUUUGGUUUUUCAUUUCUAGAACAUUUUCCUGUCCUAAAGUUUACCUAUCUAGCUAUCUAUCAUCUAUCAUUUUUCCUAAGGAUCUUUAGUUGUUUACUUUUUAAUGAAGUAUAAUAUACGUUAUGAUAGUGUAUUUUAUGUAUCCUCAUAUCCUUUCACUGUGGAUUUAAUUUUUAGAAAUAACAAAAAGUCACAUAGGGCAAAUUCAUUAAGCUGAGUGGGUGAUUAAGUUAACAAUAGUAAUGACCAUGUAUUAAGUGCCUACUAUGUGCCAGGCACUGUGCUAACAUUUCACACCCAUUAUAUCAUUCAGUCUUCACACCCCUGUUUGGUGGUUAUUAAUGAUUACUAAUAUUUUAUAGAUGAAUAAACUGAUACUCAGGGCCUUAAUUGCCUUUCCUAGGGGUGCACAACUAGAAAAAAGGCAGAGCCAGAUCUGCACCCAAGUCCUUCUGACCCCAGAGCUCAUGCUUGUGUCAUCGCACCAGUGUUACUCAAGCUUUCCUGGUGAUUACAGUCACAUGUACUUGACAAAACCACAAACUGCUGGGCCUGUCCCAGUGAUACUGAAUCGAAAUUUACUGAGGAGGGACCUGGGAGAUUACACUGCUUGAACAGCAUGGUACCAGGGAACCAGAGAUCAACUUCAACCCUUCUGUUAGCUCUUAGUGGGCUGGUCAGCUGGAUGUAGAAGCUAAAUUGACAGCAGGCAGGUUAACAAGAGAAAAAUGUAUAGAUUUUACUAGUUUUACAUGUACAUGGGGAUCUUCACAAGAGAGUGAAGUCUGAACAAGAGGCCAAAGUAAGAUAUUCUUAUACUUUUUAGACAAAGAAUGAUAAAUUUGAGAAGAAACAACAGGAGAAAGAAAAUCUGGCUAGGACAGUAAAAUUUUCUAGGGGAGUCACAGGAGAUAUAUGAGGGGGUGUAAAGCAAGUGGAAGAUAAAGGUUAUUUUGUUCGUAAGUUUGUUUAUUUGGGUUCAUUGCAGCCUCCAAGUCUCUGGUGAUAAGGGCUCUUUUCUCAUCCUGGUAUGGAUAAAUCUCAGGGCCUUCGAAGAGUAUCCGUCCCAGAGGAUUCUUGCUCCAUACAGGAAGAGAUAGAUCAGCUCUUCCUUUCUGAAACUAGAAUUUCUCCAUUGUUUUCCAUUAGAAAUAAUCAACAUACAAAUUUUGGGAUGGCACAUCCUUCAGUCCUCCGAUGGUAUCUACCAUAUUUUUUUCAAACAUAUAACAUACUUCUAAGGUAAUGAGAUUAGGUUGUGCAGCUCACAAAUAGCUCUGAAGGCAGUUCCUAUAGCAGAGACUCAAUUGUUAUGAGCAUUAGCUAUUGGCAUGACAGAAUAGGCUUCAAAGUGACUUCUUUGAAGGACAAGAUUUAUUUGAAUGUUCUGCUUUAGAAUCAUUAAAAUGAGCACCCUCACUGCCAUGUUGGCUCUACGCACAGUAAGAUUAGAGAGACAGCGUUUUACAGUGAAAAGAGUAAGUCAACCCUGGUUUGGGAUCUGGAUAAAUCGCUUAACUUCUCAGAGCCUUAGUUUCUUCAUCUGUAAAAUGGAUUACUACCCAAUUUGAAGAACUAUUGUAUACAUUAGAAAUAACUAUAUAUGCCUUGUCAUGUAGUAGAUGCUUAUAGCAGUUCUUAUAAUAAUAAAGCAAAGUCCCCGUGGUGUAUCGUAAAUGUGAACCACACUC
Pan troglodytes (chimpanzee) is the source of this 4363-nucleotide messenger RNA. RefSeq names its product FAST kinase domains 2 (gene FASTKD2). The transcript has 12 exons. Lineage: Eukaryota; Metazoa; Chordata; Mammalia; Primates; Hominidae. Gene Ontology annotation, biological process: mitochondrial RNA processing; regulation of mitochondrial mRNA stability. Gene Ontology annotation, cellular component: ribonucleoprotein granule; mitochondrial matrix. Gene Ontology annotation, molecular function: RNA binding. The record is from RefSeq and is a predicted model, not a curated record. Bases 270 to 2303 code for a protein of 677 amino acids.